Nymphaea colorata (pocket water lily) is the source of this 856-nucleotide messenger RNA. RefSeq lists its product as uncharacterized. The record is from RefSeq and is a predicted model, not a curated record. NCBI's taxonomy places the organism in Eukaryota, Viridiplantae, Streptophyta, Magnoliopsida, Nymphaeales, Nymphaeaceae. The coding region runs from base 38 to 667 and encodes 209 amino acids. The transcript has 2 exons.
UGAAUAUCUUGGUACAUUUAAAGCAAUAUGGGAUGAGAUGGACAUAUACUCACCUCUUACUACAGACCUUACUAAGGCCAAAAGGCAGCGUGAACAAGAUCGCAUCUUUGAAAUUUUAGCCGGCCUGCCUAAUGAUUAUGAACAACUUCGUAGUCAAAUACUUAUGGCCCAUGAUUUGCCUUCUCUAGCAUCAGUUUUAUCCUUGCUUAUGCGUGAAGAGUCCAGGCGUAAGGCUAUGGGAAUGCUGGCUGACGGUUAUCAAGAAAUACCCAAUGAAGAAAAAUUGGCUUUUGCAACAAGCAAUAAUGCUUAUUCUACCACCGGUGAGAGGUCAUUCAAAUACAAACGUGAGGACUCUAGGAAAGUCAAGUGCACUCACUGCAAGAGGAAUGGGCACUCUCGAGAUUCCUGCUGGUUCCUUCAUGGGAAACCUGAAAAAGGGCAGAAUUCUUUCAUUAGAAGCAUGGCUCGCAAUCAAGAAAAAAGAGAUCACAACUCCAAUCAAGCAAAUCAUGCCACGACUUCAUUGGAAAAUCAGAUCACUUUGGACAAAUUGGCUGAAAUGAUUAAAGAACUUCAAGUCCAAAGAACCGCCGGCAUCGCAACCAACUUGGGGAACAAAGGUACAAUCAAAUCAGGAUCGGAUGACUCAGAAGACGAUUGGUGAAGGGCAACUCAUCCAUGGACUCUAUCAAAUAAGAACUAUGAAUCAUGCAUUGAACGUGAAUCAUGCCAACAAUGGAGAAAUUUGGCACCAAAGGAUGGGACAUCCAUCUUCUAGAAUUUUAGAAUAUCUAUUUCCUAAUCCUUGUUUCAAUUGUAGAGAGUGUGAAAUAUGCAAAUUUGCUAGAAUGAC